AUGGCCGCCACCCAGCCCAUCGCCAGCGCGGAGGCCUCCCCGGCAGCACAGGCGAAGCGCCGCGGCCGGCCCCCCAAGGCCCCGCUGGCGGCCGAGGUCGAGGCGCCGAGGACCCCGUCGCCCGUGUCCCCGCUUACGGCCGCGGCGGAAGGCUACGAGAGGGAGCGGGAGGCGAGGAUCAAGGAGAACAUGGAGCGGAUGCAGAAGCUCGGCCUCGUCGACCUCGCCACCCGCUUCAACCAGUCCGCCACCCCCGCCGGCACCGGCACCGGUCGCGGCCGCUGGCGACGGAGGCCGGAGACGCCGGGCUCCCCCGACGCCGCCGCUCCCAGGAUCAGGACCGCCUCCCCGGUGCCGGCGCGCCGGUCCCUCAGGUUGAAGAGCGUGGAGCCAGUUAGAUAUGUUGAAAUUUGUGAAAAGAAGGAGAAGGGUCUUGAUGGUGGAAGGCCUUUCUCUAUUGAGGAAGGGUGCAAGGAAGAAGUCUACACUGAAGAGCAUGAGAAGCUUUUAGGUACAUGUGGCACACCCUGGACUCUCUUUGUGGACGGUUGUGGCAAGGACGGUAAGCGCAUCUAUGAUCAAGUGAGGGGCCAAACCUGUCAUCAGUGCCGCCAGAAAACUCUGGGUCAUCAUACAAGAUGCUGUAAUUGCCAGAUUGUCCAAGGGCAGUUCUGUGGAGAUUGUUUGUACAUGAGGUAUGGUGAGAAUGUGCUGGAAGCUAAGAGCAAUCCUAAUUGGACAUGUCCAGUUUGCCGUGGCAUUUGCAAUUGCAGCAUCUGCAGAACUAAGAGAGGAUGGUUCCCUACUGGCAAUGCGUACCGGAAGGUUGUCAGGCUUGGGUACAAAUCCGUGGCACACUAUCUCAUUGCAACAAAUAAGGCAGGAGCAAACUCAGGAGAUUCAAGCUCAGCUGACUCCUCAAACGAGCUGCCAUCUGCCGAUGAGGUCUCUGAGCACGCACCAGUUGCCAAGCAGGAUGCUGAUCUGAGCAGCAACGCUAUGAAUGAUGCUGGUGAAGUUGAGCAGAAGGAAGGAAACAUGAAGAAGAAGGCAGCUGUCAAGGAUGAAGCCAAGGCCCAGAGGAAGAAGAUCACUGCUGAUCUGAGCAGCAACGCGAUGAAUGAUGCUGGUGAAGUUGAGCAGAAGGAAGGAAACAUGAAGAAGAAGAAGGCAGCAGCUGUCAAGGAUGAAGCCAAGGCCCCAAGGAAGAAGAUCACUGCUGAUGUGGUCUGCAAGGAUGAUGGCAGGAGCGAGUCCGGGGUGACAUUUGAUUCUCUGGAAUGUCACCAGGAUGUCGGCUGCGUCACUCCAUCCAAGCCGGAGCCGAAGAAGAAGAGGAAGUGGGUCGAAGCAAGAAGCCCCGACUGCGUCGCGGGCAGGCUGCGCUCCCGGUCUGCUCCCAAGUCAUGA
Triticum turgidum subsp. durum (durum wheat) is the source of this 1410-nucleotide messenger RNA. Lineage: Eukaryota; Viridiplantae; Streptophyta; Magnoliopsida; Poales; Poaceae. The record is from the annotation of a GenBank genome assembly.